Glycine soja is the source of this 4798-nucleotide messenger RNA. RefSeq lists its product as uncharacterized. Bases 350 to 3841 code for a protein of 1163 amino acids. Lineage: Eukaryota; Viridiplantae; Streptophyta; Magnoliopsida; Fabales; Fabaceae. The transcript is spliced from 9 exons. The record is from RefSeq and is a predicted model, not a curated record.
UAUCAAAUUUCCGGGCGAAACAAAGCUCAUUAUUUCUCCAUCUUCAAUUCCCAUGAGACUCUCUAACAUCCUCUCCAGAGAAUGCAUUUUUACACUUCUGCACAAUUUCAACUGAGAAGCAUUACGAUGAUGCUAGUUGAAUAAUAUGGGGAGGUCCGAAAUAAUUUUAUUUGAAAAAAGUUCCAUGGCAUAUUCGUGAAAUUGAAUUGCUUUAUAUAGAAACUGCAUAUGAUGGAUGUAGCUUUACGAACAAGAGCGAGAUAUGCUCUCUCCCGCCAUAUUCUGAAACAAGACAACAAUUGCAUUAGCAUUUCUCAUUUCAUUUCAAUAUUACUAAUAAAAAUUCAAAAUGUAUCGGUUCUGUUUCAGAACCCGACCCCUUCUUCGCAACUUUUCUUCUUCAAGAAAACCUAUCAUCAAUUCAACUUUAGAAAAUUCCCAAAUUGCCCCUCCGCCAAUCCUCGAUAACCGCCGCACGCUCUCUCCCGUUCAUUCCAAAUCUCUCUCUCGCACCUCUGUCGUCGCUCUCUCCGCUGCCGCUAUCUCCGCCGUAGUCGCCUCCGCCGCGCUCCUCUCCGAUUCCGAUCGCGGCGGAGGAGGCACGAAUCCUCUGCACGAGGGCGCGGAGCGCGCCGCGCGCAAGGCGGCGGACUCCUUCGACCGGAUUUUCCACCACGCGAAGCGCACCGGCGUCGCCGCCGCGGUCCUCUGGCAGUCGCUGCGCUCGGUGCUAUCCUCGGCGAACCACGAGGUCCGCUCCGGCUUCGAGAUUCGCGUCGCGGCGCUUCUCGCUGACAUCGCCGCCGCGAACUCCGCCCGCAGGGCCGCGAUCGUCGGGGCAGGAGGCGGCGCCGUCGUGGACUGGCUGCUGGAGUCGGUGGCGGCGGCGAAGGACGGCGGCGGCACCCAGGCGGAGUACGCGAGGGCGCUGGCGUAUCUGAUUGCGGACCCUAACGUGUCUGCGGCGGUUCUUGGGAGACCUCACGCGGUUCCGAGUCUUCUGAGGUUCAUCUUCUCGUGCCAGCCUCGGCGUUCUAAGAAUACGAAGCAGCAUUCAAGACGUGGUGCAUUUGAUAUUUCGGAUUCUUUGAAAGGCAGGAGCAUGCUUGUUGCUGCCAUUAUGGAUAUCGUUACGUCCAGCUGUGAAAAUGCAGAAGAGGUAUCUUUUAAGCCAUCAUUGCCUGAAAAUGCUGAAACCAGAGACAUUGCUGCAGCCCUAGAAGUUAUUGAGGAAGGAGGUUUGCACUUGGAUGAGCCACCUGAAGGUGAAGAUGAUGGUGGUGGGUCGGGAAGGAAAGGGAUUGGAAUCAAGAUACUUGAUGGUAAACCUGUUUUAGGGCUUUCAAGGACCAGCAAUGAUGCCUGUCACGAAGAACUAAAGCACCAAUCUCCUAAAACUCUCAUAUAUCAAAAUAAGUAUGACAAUUCGCUGGAACAAAAGAAUGUGUCUGCUGCUGUUGUUCCUGGUCUCUGGGAUGAUUUGCACUGUGAACAUGUUGCUGUUCCUUUUGCCACCUGGGCAUUGGCAAAUUGGGCAACGGCAUCACAGUUGAAUAGAUCUCAUAUUCAGGAACUGGAUCGAGAUGGAAAUGCUAUCAUGUCUGCUUUAAUAGCACCUGAGAGGUCUGUAAAAUGGCAUGCAAGUUUGGUGGUGCGGUUGCUAUUAGAAGAUCGCAAUACACCUUUGAAUGAAUCUGUUUCUGAUUGGGCUUCCAGUCUUCUUUCUACUAUAUCUCAAGCAUGCAAGCAUGAAGAUAUUUCUUUGGCUCAGGUAGCCUUGUCUGCCUUUCUCUUAUCUGUUGAAAGGAGCCCUGGAGUCCAGAAGGUAGUGAUGGAGAAGGGUCUCAAUCCAAUGAGAGACAUCGCCAAGCAGAUGACAAAGCAUAAGCAGGUGCAAGAACCAAUGGCAAAGGCAUUGGAGCUACUUUGUACUGGGGAGCUGCAUUUGUCACUUGAAGAGAGUCAAAAAUGGUCAGGCAUUCUUCUUCCUUGGGUUUUUGGAACAUUUUCCUCCGAUACUAUACGAUCUUCAGCCAUAAAGAUUCUUUCUCAGAUCUUGGAAGACUAUGGACCAACAUGUGUACCACUUUCUCAAGGAUGGUUAGCCAUGAUGCUGUCUGAAGUACAAAGUUCUAUAAAGAAAUCAAAUGAUAAAGGAACCAGUCAACCUAAGAGUGAUAAUGUAAAGACAUUGAUCAAUAAUGCAAAUAUUGCUUCUGCUGCACAAGUUGCCAAUCAACUCUCUAGUGCCGUUGUUAAUCUGGCAGCUAAACAAUUGAGAAAUGCAUCUAAUUCUGGGGAUGCAUCCCCACUGGCAGAUUUUCUGUCUAUGGAACCUUUAGCAGGACCAUUUAAAAGUUUAAAAAGAGAUAAUCUUCCUAAAUUGGAUGCUGCAGAUUCUGCCUUGGCAACCCUGAAAGGAAUUAAAGCUUUGACUGAAGUUUGUGCUGAAGAUUCUGUGUGUCAGGACAUGAUAGUUGACUUUGGGAUUUUAUGUUUGCUGAGGCGCUUUUUGCUGAGUGAUGAUUAUGAGAAACUGGCUGCUAUUGAGGCUUAUGAUGCAUCAUCUAGAGCACAUGAGGGGAAGGAACGGAUAUCAAAUGUAGAUGGGGAACCGGCUACACCAAAUGUAAAUGAUCCAGCCAGUGUCCGAGUUCCUCCUACUGCUCAUAUCCGCAAGCAUGCAGCUCGGUUGUUGACCAUCCUCUCACUGCUUCCCAGAGUCAAGAAGGUAAUCACAGCUGAUGAAACUUGGUGCAAAUGGCUUGAUGAUUGUGCUAAUGGGCGGAUUCCAGGUUGCAGUGACCUUAAAAUGCAAAGCUAUGCCAGGGCAGCACUUUUAAAUAUGUUUUGCAAUGACCAGCCUAAUCGAAAAUCUGAAAGUGGAAGUGGAGGCCCUUCUGAUGGUGGUGUACCAAAUUAUAGGAACUCUUGUCCUCGUUAUGAUGACAUGAUAUUCUUGAUAAAUUCUCAUCUUCCCCACUGGAAAUGUCCCAAAGAAACAGAUCAACAAGAAGCUUUCUCAGAGGAGAUAUCUCUGUUUACUUCUACUGAAAUGGGGGAUGGAACAGAAUCUGUGAAUGACAGCAACGGUUCUAUUUCUAAUGAUUCAACUAAAAGCAGCCCAGAUGCAGAUUGUCCUCCACUAGACAUAGUUUUUGUCCAUGGACUACGAGGUGGGCCUUACAAAACUUGGCGUAUAGCUGAGGAGAAAUCCUCAACUUUAUCACCUUUGGUGGAGAAGAUUGAUGAGGAAGCAGGAAAGCUUGGAACCUUUUGGCCUGGUGAAUGGCUUUCCGGUGAUUUUCCUGAGGCUCGGAUGUUUACCCUAAAAUACAAGACUAAUCUCACACAAUGGUCUGGAGCUAGCUUGCCUCUUCAGGAAGUUAGCUCUAUGCUGUUGGAGAAGCUUCUUGCUGCAGGAAUUGGGAAUCGACCUGUUGUUUUUGUUACUCACAGUAUGGGUGGCCUGGUUGUGAAGCAGAUUCUUCAUAAAGCAAAGGAAGAAAGAUUUGAUAAUCUCGUGAAAAAUACAAUAGGAAUUAUUUUUUAUAGCUGCCCACAUUUUGGUAGCAAACUUGCAGAUAUGCCUUGGCGAAUGGGCUUUGUUCUUCGUCCUGCUCCAACAAUAGGAGAGCUAAGAAGUGGAUCUUCAAGACUGAUAGAGCUUAAUGACUAUAUUCGUCACCUUCAUAAGAAAGGGUUGCUUGAUGUCCUCAGCUUUUGUGAGGUAUUGGAGUCAACAGAUCAUAUAAAUUCUUGUAAACCAGUGAGCCGUUUAGACCCUUCUUAUACGGAGACAUUAAAGUUCUUGCAGAAAUUAAAAGCAUGUCAUGCCUGAAUUUGUUUCAGCGGAAAAUAUGUAAAUACCUCUAGAAGAGUUAGAUAGGUGUUCCGGAGUGGAAUUUAUAUUUCAAAAGCAUGGGAAGUCUAUAGAUCUUGUGGGUUCGUUCAACUUGAUAUAGCAACUAAAACCUUAUCUUGCUAGGUGAAAUCGACUACAUGCAUAGAAGUUUUAACAUACUUAAUGAAACUUAAAGGUGGACUAACAUGUGCAAGCCUUCUAUUAGAUUUUGGCUUUCAUAAGCUGGACAUUUUUCCAUUCAUCAAUCAUUCAUUUGGGUCAGGUGGCCCUUAGGGAUUGUAAUCAGUGUCCCUUGUACAUAAAUAGGAAACACAAAUAUAAGCCAUGUAUAUAUAUAUUCUUCAUUUUAAAUAUAUCUUGUUCUCAUCUGCGGUCCUCAGUAAAGAUGUUUGAUAUGAUGUCUUGUUUCAAAAUAACUGUAAAAUUUCAAACAUUUUGUUUUGGGCACAUCACUAUAAUAAUGAUGGGUAAAUUUAAAUGUUCAAUGUGAGUUAAAUAUAUGUUGGAAUAUGUAGUGUGACAUCAUCAUUCAAAUACCAACAUGUUUAAUCAUAGUUAUUAUAACCCGGGAAAAGAGAGACAAUUGAUGUAUCUCUAUUUAAAUAAAUAAAAAAGUGAGGUUAAAUAAAAAUAAGGGUGACAGGAAAAAAAAAUGACAACAUAAGAAUAGUAGAGUAAUUACCGUAAUUUAAAAGAGAAUAAUAAAAGGUUAAAGAGUAGCUAAAGAAUAAAAUUAUCUAAUAAAGUAUAUAUACACUAUUUCUUCUAUUAGUAGAAUAGAUGAUUUAAUAAAAAUACACUAAGAUUUUUAUAGUAUGUUUUAUCAAGUUAUAAAUACGGAACAGAGAAGAGCACUCUGGGAAGAAGGAAGUGGUUAGCAGCGAAACCCAUCCAAGAAAUAUGAGUAUGGUUCCCAGUCCCAAACAAAAACAA